This is a messenger RNA of Glycine soja, 10908 nucleotides long. RefSeq names its product BEACH domain-containing protein B-like. Gene Ontology annotation, molecular function: protein binding. Bases 431 to 10201 code for a protein of 3256 amino acids. Lineage: Eukaryota; Viridiplantae; Streptophyta; Magnoliopsida; Fabales; Fabaceae. The transcript has 42 exons. The record is from RefSeq and is a predicted model, not a curated record.
GAAAAUAAAAAGAAGAUGGAAAAGAAAAAAAAAAAACCAGAAGAAGGGCAACGUGGAAAUUAAACGAGUAAUAUAGUGCUCUCCUCUCUCUCACGCUUUCCUCAAUCUAGCAUAUCGUAUAUUCUCUCAACGGUGACAAUUUCAUUAAAGUAGCUCCGACCAGGGAAAAAAAGGGGGGGGGGGGGGGUGCUUUAUUAUUGAAGCUCCCACAAUCGCUAUUUCCGAUCUCUAUUCGGAAACCCUAGAACUCUUGAUUCUUCAUACUAUUCAGUGAGCUGAAAAAGGGACGGUUGAAGUUAGUGUGUGAAAUUUUUGGUUAUUUUCUAAAGUUCUUUUUUGAUGACUAGAAAGUUAGUUUCACGAGUGUGAUGGGUGGAACUGUUGAUUGGUCCGUGAACUCUCAACGCUGAGCUGAUUUUGGCGAGGAAGGAUGAAUAUCGUUAAGGGUGUUGCUGACCUUAUCAGAAGAACUUCUGCUGGGCAUACUGGCGAAUCUUAUAGUUUACAAGCUCAAAAGUUCUCUCCUCCUGGGCCCAGGAUUCGCUUUAGUGAUGUUGGUGAUGAGGCAAUUGUAAAUACUCUUUGGGAGCGAUAUGAGAAAGUUGAUGAUAAGGUGGAGAAAAUGAGGCUGCUUCAUGUUUUCAUCAAGCAAUUUGUAAUUGCCUACAAGGAUUGGGAACCUGUGAAUUCAGGCAUAUUAUUGGAGUCUACUUCUGUUGAGAGUUUAUCAUCUGCCGAUGAUGUGGUUGUUGGCUGCUCAGCUGGACAUCCUGUUGAAGUCAUUCGGGUUUUAAUUGAAGAGGUCACACAGUUAAGCUCACUAGUUACUGAGUUGAACACCGACAUGGGGCAAUCCUCAACAGAUUUAUCUGGGGCUUCUGCAAAAUUGUUUAUCACUUCUGAAGGAUUUUUUAUUUUGGAUGCACUGAAAAUUAUCACUCGUUCAUUAUAUAAUUGCAGAGUUUUUGGAUACUAUGGUGGAAUUCAAAAACUUACAGCCUUAAUGAAAGGGGCUGUUGUUGAACUUAAAACCAUAAGUGGUGCCCUUUCUGCUGAUGAAAGUUUGUCUGACUCUGCUGUUGAGAAAAUCAAGCUGCUCCAACAAAUUCUUACAUAUGUUGUAUCAAUAAUUUAUAUUUUCAUUGAUUUAGGUUCAAAUAUAGACAAAAAGGAUGAGUUAUUCUGCAGUCUUGUAGGCUUUAUUUCACAUGCUGAUGCUCCAAUCAUCUCUUCAAAUAGUUCAAAGGUUUUGUCUACUGAAGCAAGGUUACAUUGGCGUCAGAAAGCAAUUGUUUCUGUGAUGGAAGCCGGUGGCCUAAAUUGGUUAGUAGAGCUCUUGCGUGUCAUUAGAAGAUUUAGCUUGAAAGAACUGUUGAUGGAUGAUUCACUUCACUAUUUGUGCUUGAAAAUCCUUUCUUUGGCCUUAUCUGCAAAUUCUCGGGGUCAGAAUCAUUUUAAAAGUAUUGGAGGGCUGGAAGUGCUGCUGGAUGGUUUUGGAUUUCCCUCAAAUUAUGCGAAAAAUUACAGCAAUUUUGUUUUGGCUGAUGGAUUCAGGGAUGAUAAACCAUUGCAAAAAAUCUUUCAACUUCAUAUUCUUUCUCUGGAAGUUUUGAGGGAGGCUGUCUUUGGGAAUGUGAACAACUUACAAUUUCUUUGUGAAAAUGGUAGGGUGCAUAAAUUUGCAAAUAGUUUUUGUUCGCCGGCUUUUCUGCUUCAAGAUUUGGGACGGGAGAAGGAUUUUGCUGGACGGCAUGCUGUUGGUAUGCCUGGUCUUGACAUUCAAGAAAAUGAGAAUCACACAAAGCCUGAUCCAGUGGUGGUUUCUGAUAGCCUUCCAUCACGUGCUUCUUUUUCUGAUUUUUGGAAUAAUUAUGUUGUUAUGCUGAGCAGAGGUCUCUGUUCAUUUCUGUUAGUUCCCGAGGGUUCAAAAUCUCUUAAUGUUCAAGUAUCUUCUGGUCGAGUUGCAUUGCCUGUUUCCUCAGCGUAUUAUGAACUUUCAAUCAAAUGGGUCAUGAGGGUUUUAUUUACAAUAUUUCCUUGCAUCAAAACUUGCUCAAGUCAGAAUGAGUUGCCAGGCUAUUUAAGGGUCUUUGUCUCAACUCUACAGAACACAGUUCUUAAUGCAUUUAGAAACCUUCUUUCUUCUUCUCCCAUGUCACUUGAAAUUUUUCACGAAGAGGGAAUAUGGGAUCUUAUAUUUUCAGAAAAUUUCUUUUAUUUCGAAUCAGGUUCAGAUGAAUCUGCUGGACAGAUAUUUGCAUACACCGAGAAGUCUGAAAUAUCGUCUGCUUCAAGGAGCACUGGUAAUACAGAAGAAGUUAAUGGGGUUAAUAGUCUACAGAUGCAAGUAAUUUCAUUUGUUGAAUUUGCUUCAACUAGUAAUGGGAACACACAGAACAUGAGAGAAUUGUCUGCUUUGCUGGAUGCACUUGAACAUUCUGCCUGUAAUCCGGAAAUUGCAUGUGUUCUUGUGGGGAGUUUGGUUCGCAUCUUGCAGCUUUCUCCUGAGAGAACAAUUGCUUCCUUUAAGAACUUGAAUGCAGUCUCUCGUGUUCUACAAGUUGCCUGUGUUCAAGCACAAGAGUCUAGAAGGCCAGGAAGUAUGGAGCCCUCCAAUGAGAAUAGUGGCAUGGAAGCAUUGGUAUCAGUGCAAGAUCAAAAUACAUGCAAUUCACCUAAGAUUAUACAAAGUUGUUUUAAUUGCAUGAAAAUGUGCAUGGAGUUCUUUGCCAAGUUUAUAGCAGCUGCUGAAGAUACUAGGAGUUUGAUAUUACAUAGUUUUACAUGCAUUGAUUGCUUGUUUGAUUUAUUUUGGGUGGAGGGUUUGAGAGAUGAUGUGCUUAGACACAUACUCGAUCUCAUGAAGAUUAUGCCAUUCUCCGAGGAAGAUAAAAAAGCGAAGUUGCAGUUAUGCUCUAAGUAUUUAGAAAUGUUUACUCAAUUAAAAGAACGUGAGAAAAGUUUUGUUGAUCUAUCUGUUGAUUUGUUGGUAGGAAUGAGAGAUAUGCUUCAGGCUAACCAAGCAUACUAUCAGACUCUAUUUCGGGAUGGGGAAUGCUUUUUGCAUGUUGUAUCAUUACUGAACAGCAACCUUGAUGAGGCAAAUGGGGAGAAAUUGGUUCUGAAUGUACUCCAAACACUUACUUGUCUGCUUGCAAGUAAUGAUACCUCAAAGGCAGCAUUUAGAGCUCUGGCUGGAAAGGGCUACCAGACGCUGCAGAGUCUGCUAUUGGAUUUUUGCCAAUUGCAUUCAAGUGAAAUCCUUUUAGAUGCUUUGCUCGAUAUGCUUGUUGAUGGAAAAUUCAAUGUCAAAAUGAGUCCUAUGAUAAAGAAUGAAGAUGUAAUAAUAUUAUAUCUUAUUGUACUGCAAAAGAGCAGUGAGUCAUUGCAGCAUCACGGGCUAGACAUUUUUCAGCAGCUUCUAAGAGACUCCAUUUCUAAUAGAGCUUCUUGUGUCAGAGCAGGAAUGCUUGAUUUUCUUCUUAAUUGGUUUUCUCAAGAAGAUAAUGACAGCGUGAUCUUUCAGAUUGCACAGUUAAUUCAAGCCAUUGGUGGGCAUAGCAUAUCAGGGAAGGAUAUCCGCAAAAUCUUUGCUUUACUCCGAAGUGAGAAAGUUGGGAUGAGGAGGCAGUACUGCUCUGUUUUGUUAACAAGUCUCUUGUCAAUGCUACAUGAGAAGGGGCCAACUGCCUUUUUUGAUCUUGAUGGAAUUGAUUCUGGUAUCAUUCUGAAAACCCCUCUGCAGUGGCCCCUCAAUAAGGGUUUUUCUUUUUCCUGUUGGCUUAGGGUUGAGAACUUCCCUAGAAAUGGAUCAAUGGGUCUUUUCAGUUUCCUUACAGAAAAUGGAAGAGGGUCCUUGGCUGUGCUUGCAAAGGAGAAGCUCACUUAUGAGUCAAUUAAUCUGAAGAGACAGCGCAUGGACCUGCAUGUUAGUUUAGUCAGGAGGAGAUGGCAUUUUCUUUGCAUAACUCAUAGCAUAGGAAGAGCCUUUUCUGCCGGUAGCUUGUUGAGAUGUUACUUGGAUGGUGAUCUUGUCUCAUCUGAAAGAUGCAGGUAUGCAAAAGUCAGUGAAUCAUUAACAAGUUGCAUGAUUGGUGCUAAACUCAAGAUGCCUCACUAUGAAGACAAUGUGCUCACAUUCGAAUCCAUCGCAGAUUCAUCCCCUUUUUUUGGCCAAAUUGGUCCUGUUUAUUUAUUUAAUGAUGCCAUUUCUGCUGAACAAGUACAGAGUAUCUACUCUCUUGGACCAAGUUAUAUGUAUUCUUUCCUUGACAAUGAAUCUUUGCCUCUUUCUGGUGACAAAGUACCAAGUGGGAUUCUUGAUGCUAAAGAUGGUCUGGCAUCAAGAAUUAUCUUUGGACUCAAUGCCCAGGCAAGCGUUAGUAGAAUGCUGUUUAAUGUUUCACCGAUAACAAGUCAUCAAUUGGAUAAGAAUUCUUUUGAAGCAGCUGUCAUUGGUGGUACUCAGUUAUGUUCAAGACGUUUACUGCAGCAGAUAAUAUACUGUGUUGGUGGUGUAUCUGUGCUUUUCCCUCUUAUUACCCAGUGUUGUAAAUUUGAAAACGAAGAAGUUGGAGUAUCUGAAAUGGGCGCACCACUAACACAGACAAUGAGGGAGUGUGUGACAACAGAAGUUAUUGAGCUUAUUGCAUCUCUUUUAGAUGAGAAUUUAGCAAAUCAACAACAGAUGCAUAUUGUCUCUGGAUUUUCUGUCCUGGGAUUCUUGUUACAAUCAGUUCCUCGACGACAACUUAAUUUGGAAACCCUUUCUGCAUUGAAGCAUCUUUUUAAUGUUGUUUCCAAUUCUGGACUGGCAGAGCUACUUGUGGAAGAGGCUAUGUCUAACAUAUUUCUUAAUCCUCUUAUCUGGGUUUAUGCUGUUUACAAGGUGCAACGUGAAUUGUACAUGUUUCUCAUCCAACAAUUUGACAAUGAUCCUAGAUUACUGAAGAGCCUAUGCCGACUUCCGCGUGUCCUUGAUAUAAUUCACCAAUUCUAUCGUGAUAAUGUAAAGUCUCAAUCAUUUGUUGAAAGUAACCCCCUUCAACAUUCUGUUUCUGAGCAAGUUACGGGGGAAAGACCUAGUAAAGACGAAAUGCAUAAGAUCCGUCUUCUUUUGUUGAGUCUUGGUGAAAUGAGUCUCAGGCAGAACAUUGCUGCUGGAGACAUAAAAGCUCUGAUAGCAUUUUUUGAGAAAAGUCAGGAUAUGACCUGCAUUGAAGAUGUCUUGCACAUGGUUAUUCGUGCUGUUUCUCAGAUAUCAUUAUUGGCUUCUUUCCUUGAACAAGUUAAUAUAGUUGGUGGUUGUCAGGUUUUUGUCAAUCUUCUCCAGCGGGGAUCUGAGUCUACUAGAUUGUUGAGCUUACAGUUCAUAGGGAGGCUUUUGGUUGGCCUUCCUGCUGAGAAGAAGGGGUCAAGAUUCUUUAAUCUCCCAAUGGGAAGAUCCAGAUCAAUUUCAGAUAACCAGAGGAAAAUCAGAAUGCAACCAAUUUUCUUAGCUAUAUCUAAUAGACUGUUCUGUUUUCCACAGACCGAGAAUCUGUGUGCCACUUUAUUUGAUGUUCUUCUUGGUGGUGCUAGCCCCAAACAGGUUUUACAAAGACAUAACCACCUGGAGAGGGUGAGAAGCAAGGGUAGUCAUUUUUUACUUCCUCAAAUGUUGCCUCUGAUUUUCAGAUAUCUGUCUGGCUGUAAGGAUGCACCUGCAAGAAUGAAAAUAGUCAGAGAUUUACUUGACCUUCUUGAUUCAAAUGCUUCUAAUAUUGAAGCUUUUAUGGAAUAUGGGUGGAAUGCCUGGUUAACAUCAUCUCUGAAGCUGGAUGUGUUAAAAGAGUACAAUGCCAAAUUACCUGAUAAAGGUGACUGUGGGAUGGAUGAGCUGCUCUUGGUGAGGAAUUUGUUUUCCCUAGUUCUCUGUCACUAUUUGCAUUCUGUAAAAGGUGGCUGGCAACAGAUGGAAGAGACAGUCAAUUUUAUUCUUAUGCACUUUGAGGAAGGUGGCAAUUCGUAUAGAUUUUUUCUUCGUGAUAUAUACGAGGAUUUGAUUCAGAAUCUGGUAGAGCUGUCAGCUAUGGACAAUAUUUUCAUUUCACAGCCCUGUCGAGACAAUACGUUAUACCUUCUGAGAUUGAUUGAUGAGAUGCUAAUUUCUGAAAUUGAUAAAGAACUCCCGUUUCUCGGAAGUGACUUUGAUUGUCAUGUUGAUUUUGAAAUGGAGUGUCACAAGGAGUAUAGUUCUGCCUUAAAGGAAGUAUUGGUAGAAGAAGCUGACGUGCAAACAUCUAGAAAAUCACAGAAUUCUAAGCAGCCAAUACCAAAUGAUGAUACAAUUGAGGAGAAAUGGUGGAAUCUAUAUGACAAAUUGUGGGUUGUUAUUAGCAAGAUGAAUGGUAAAGGACCCAGCAAUAUGUUACCCAAGUCAUCGUCAUUUGCAGGACCGUCUCUUGGUCAAAGGGCUCGUGGUUUAGUUGAGUCAUUAAACAUUCCUGCUGCUGAAGUCGCUGCAGUUGUUGUAGCAGGAGGGAUUGGCACUGCUUUAGCUGCAAAACCUAACAAAAAUGUUGAUAAGGCUAUGGUUUUACGAGGAGAGAGGUGUCCAAGAAUUAUUUAUCGCCUUGUUAUUCUGUAUUUAUGUAAAUCCUCUCUAGAAAGAGCAUCACAGUGUGUCCACCAGUUCAUCUCACUUUUACCUUGCCUUUUGAAUGCUGAUGAUGAGCAAAGCAAGAGCAGGCUACAACUUAUUAUCUGGACACUGCUUUUUGUUAGGUCACAGUACGGAAUAUUGGAUGAUGGUGUUCGUUUUCAUCUUUUAUCACAUUUGAUACGGGAGACUGUCAAUAUUGGAAAAUCAAUGCUUGCUACUAGCAUUGCGAGUCGAGAUGAUGCCUUUGAUCCUAGCUACAAUUCAAAAGAUGCAGGGUCCAUUCAAAAUUUAAUUCAAAAGGAUCGAGUUCUGACAGCAGUCAGUGAUGAGGCUAAAUACAUGAAGACAUCUAAAAUUGACCGCACCCAGCAGAUACAGGAGCUUCAUUCUAGAAUAGAUGAAAACUCCUUGGCAGAAUCUAGCAGUAAGAAAGCUUUUGAAGACGAUAUACUAAGUAGCUUGAACUCUGUUCUUGCUACAGAUGAUAGCAGAAGAGCUGAAUUCCAGCUUGCUUAUGAGGAAAAGCAGCAAAAUGUUGCUGAAAAAUGGAUACACAUGUUUCGUUCUUUAAUUGAUGAGAGGGGUCCGUGGUCUACUAACCCUUUUCCAAAUUCUGUUGUAACACACUGGAAACUUGAUAAGACAGAAGACACAUGGCGGCGCAGGCCAAAACUAAGGCAAAAUUACCAUUUUGAUGAAAAUCUGUGUAGUCCUCCUGCCAUUGGUAGUGGGGUUGCUACUCCUGUCAAUGAAAGUAAUCCUGGUUUUGUGGGUUAUGUACCUGAACAAAUGAAGCAGCUCUUGCUGAAAGGGAUGAGAAAAAUAACUGAUGAGGGAACUUUGGACAUUAGUGAAACCAAUACUGUAAUAAGUGGACAAAAUUCUCAAAUUCCCACUGAUUAUUCAGAAUGUCAAUCCUCAGACUUACUAAAGGAUGCCAGUGACAGAAAGGAUAUUGUGCAAGAACGAAAAGAUACUUCCUCUUCUCCUGAAACAGAAGCUAGUGAGGUGCUUGUAUCAGUUCCAUGCGUUCUUGUGACCCCAAAGAGAAAAUUAGCUGGUCAUUUGGCAGUGAUGAAAAAUGUUUUGCAUUUCUUUGCUCAAUUCUUGGUAGAGGGUACUGGUGGAUCAUCUGUUUUUAGAAACUUUGAUGCCUCAAUUAAUUCUGAUCUGACCAAGUCUGAUCUAAAACAAAGAUCAUUGAAGUGGCCUGUUUCUGGUAUGGAUCCUCAGAAGGGAACUGCAGUCGGUAACAUAGAGCUAAUAAAUGGAAAUGGAUCUGUUAAACUUAUGAGAUGUGUUAAACGCCAUCGAAGAUGGAGUGUGGCCAAGAUAAAAGCUGUUCAUUGGACGCGAUAUUUGCUCAGAUAUACUGCAAUAGAGAUAUUCUUUAGUGAUUCAGUUGCCCCAGUAUUUUUAAACUUUGCAUCGCAGAAGGAUGCAAAAGAUAUAGGAAACUUGAUAGUUACUACAAGAAAUGAAUAUUCAUUUCCCAAAGGAAGUGGAAAGGAUAAGAGUGGAUCUAUUAGUUUUGUUGAUCGACGAGUGGCACAAGAAAUGGCAGAAACUGCCAGAGAAAGCUGGAGGAGAAGGGAUAUAACAAACUUUGAGUAUUUAAUGAUUCUCAAUACACUUGCUGGAAGAUCUUAUAAUGAUCUGACACAAUAUCCCGUUUUUCCAUGGGUCUUGGCUGACCACUCAUCAGAGGUUCUUGAUUUUAACAAAUCAUCUACAUUUCGAGAUCUCUCAAAGCCUGUUGGAGCGCUUGAUACUAAACGAUUUGAGGUAUUUGAAGAUAGAUACCGUAACUUCUGUGAUCCUGAUAUACCCAGUUUCUACUAUGGAUCUCAUUACUCAAGUAUGGGCAUUGUGCUUUAUUACCUUCUUAGAUUGGAGCCCUUUACCUCUCUUCACCGUAAUCUGCAGGGUGGUAAAUUUGAUCAUGCUGACCGUCUUUUUCAAGGUAUUGAGGGUACCUACAGAAAUUGCCUUACAAAUACUAGUGAUGUGAAGGAGUUAAUACCCGAGUUCUUUUACAUGCCUGAGUUUCUUGUCAAUUCAAACUCUUAUCAUCUAGGAGUUAAACAGGAUGGUGAACCUAUUGGGGAUGUUUGCCUGCCUCCUUGGGCUAAGGGUUCACCUGAAGAAUUCAUUAGGAGAAAUCGGGAGGCCCUUGAAAGUGAAUAUGUUAGCUCAAAUCUUCAUCACUGGAUAGAUUUGGUAUUUGGUUACAAGCAACGUGGAAAACCUGCUGUAGAGGCAGCAAACAUCUUCUACUACUUGACUUAUGAAGGUGCUGUUGAUCUGGAAACAAUGGAAGAUGAUUUGCAAAGAGCAGCUAUCGAAGACCAGAUAGCCAACUUUGGUCAGACUCCAAUCCAGAUAUUUCGUAAGAAACACCCGAGAAGAGGGCCACCUAUUCCAAUUGCACAUCCUUUGUACUUUGCUCCUGAUUCUAUUAGUUUGACUUCCAUUGUUUGUAAUACAAGUCAAUAUUCAUCUGCUAUGCUUUAUGUUGGUCUGAUGGACUCGAAUAUUGUCCUUGUGGACGAGGGUCUCAACUUGUCUGUAAAGAUGUGGUUGACAACUCAACUACAGUCUGGUGGAAAUUUUACAUUUUCUGGUUCCCAGCAGGAUCCAUUCUUUGGAGUUGGUUCUGACAUACUUUCUCCACGCAAAAUUGGGAUUCCUGUGCCUGAAAAUGUUGAACUUGGAGCUCAAUCUUUUGCAACAAUGCAAUCACCCUCUGAGAAUUUCUUAAUAUCAUGUGGCAAUUGGGAAAAUAGUUUUCAGGUCAUAUCAUUAAGCGAUGGCAGAAUGGUACAGAGUAUCCGACAGCACAAGGAUGUGGUGAGCUGUGUUGCAGUUACAUCUGAUGGAAGUAUCCUUGCAACUGGAAGCUAUGAUACUACAGUAAUGGUUUGGGAAGUUUUUCGUGGUAAAACUGCAGAAAAGAGAAUUCGUAACAGUCAAUCUGAGUUGCCCCGUAAGAAUUAUGUGAUAAUUGAAACUCCAUGCCACAUCCUUUGUGGGCAUGAUGAUAUAAUAACUUGUUUAUAUGUUAGUCAUGAACUUGAUAUUAUAAUCAGUGGAUCAAAAGAUGGAACUUGUGUAUUCCACACCCUGCGAGAAGGUAGAUAUGUUAGAUCCUUACGGCAUCCGUCAGGCAGUCCAAUCACAAAGCUAGUUGUCUCUCAGUGUGGCCAGAUUGUGAUUUAUGCUGAUGAUGAUCUUAGUUUGCACCUGUAUUCAAUUAAUGGAAAGUAUCUUGCUGCCUCUGAAUCCAAUGGACGCCUUAAUGCUGUUCAAUUGAGCAGAUGUGGAAAGUUUUUGGUAGGCGCAGGUGACCAGGGACAGAUUUUUGUUCGCUCUAUGAACACCCUUGAAGUUGUUAAGAAAUAUCAAGGAGUUGGAAAGGUUUUGACAUCUCUGGCAGUAACCCCAGAAGAAUGCUUCUUAGCUGGCACAAAAGAUGGAAGCCUCCUAGUGUACUCAAUAGAAAAUCCUCAGAUUCGUAAAACUAGCCACAGCAAAAGUACAAAAUCAAAACUGACAUAACAGAAAAUAUAACAAUACAUGCAGAAGGUGCAUGUGGAAUUUUGAAAGUUAGAGGUGUUCCAUGAUGACUGUUUCAGAUGUUACAGGUGCACCCACUGACAAUUGACAACAUAUUUGGGGUUAUAUGCUAAAUUGCUGAUAUCACUUACGUGGUGAUCUUCUCAUUUUCUUCCUUUGGCUGUUUUGUGUAUCAUCCCCGUGAAGUGCUUGUGGAUACUGUGAGAUCAGAGAUGAGAUGAGUGAGUACCAGCUUUACCUGAAUAUAGAAAGCAGCAUAUCGACUUCUUUCGUACUGUGGAAUAGAAGAACUGGGUGGAGUAUCAUCUACUUUCUAAGCUCCUGGAAUUAGGGAGGUAAAGACUUGGCGGGUUUGGUCAUACAUGUACAUUAUAUUCGUUAAUUCUUCAAUAGGAUUCUUGUGAACUAAAAUUGUAGCUGUGCUAUUAUUUUUGGUUUUCUCUGUUAACACUUGGAUUGUACAGACAGACAGGCCCUAAUGGCUUAUCAUACAGGCGAAGGAUAACUCUCCGCCCAUGUCUUGUAUCUGCUGAUGUUGCUCACUUUAAGGUCUAUGAAAUGAAAUUUAAGGAUACUAAGAACAAUUGACUGGGAAUAUCGGCAACGGAGAAUUAUCACUCGUAAAACAGAAUAUCUUAGUUUCUUUGAUUAAAACAGUAUAUUCUAACCUCUUAAUUUACUUCCGCUUU